AUGUCUGGCCAGGUUGGCCGCGCUGUGGCAUUUGCCACUGAUGCUGCCGGUCUCGAGCGCUUCCUACGCUUCUUCCAUUCCAUCUUCAUCAUCCUCACCUCCUGCCCCUCCCUGCUUUCCAACUUUCUCCUCUCCUCGCAGCCCUCCUCAUUACACGGGAGCUCGAUAAAAUCGAUACUGCAGCUACAAUCGCAUGUCAGCCUCACACGGCGGACCAUCCGCCUCUUCUGGUUCCUCGACAGCUUCCAGUCAAGCUGGAGACACUACAUCUCAUCGGCCUCAUCGGCCGGCAGCAAUCUCCCCGAGACCUGGAUCGACAUUCUCUCCAAGUCGGCGUUUGGCAUGUUUGGAAUGAUGGAGUCGGCGACGCUGCUGGACCUUGCCCGCGUUGACGGCGUCUCCGUCUUCGGCUUUGACGAAGCCGUGCGUUUGGAUGCCGAGGCCCAGGCUCUAUGGUUCAUCGCGCUGAGUACCUCGGCGCUGAGCACCGCCAUCAAGCUAUUCCGCCUAUCUAGUUCGCAUCGCGCUCCUCAGACUGACGAGCCUGAUACCCAACAAGGAGAGAAAAAAACCAGGGGCCGGACGAGGCAGGAACGCGCUGAAGCGAAGGAGCUUGUCCGGCGUCAGGCGGCGGAGAAGGCUGCGGCGCUGGAGAUGAGCCACAGAUCAGUCGCUCUUGGGAUGAAGCUCCUCGCCGACCUGCUCGAUCUGAUGAUUCCCGCAUCUCGUAUCGGCUGGAUCAAGGUUCAUGGUGGUCUCGUCGGCGUGGCUAUGCUUGGUAGCACUAUAUUGACCGGCAUCACCGUAUGGGACAGGUGCGCAAAGAAGCUAGAAAAAAAUGUCUAG
Drechmeria coniospora is the source of this 846-nucleotide messenger RNA. RefSeq lists its product as uncharacterized. Lineage: Eukaryota; Fungi; Ascomycota; Sordariomycetes; Hypocreales; Ophiocordycipitaceae. Gene Ontology annotation, cellular component: peroxisomal membrane. Bases 1 to 846 code for a protein of 281 amino acids. The record is from RefSeq and is a predicted model, not a curated record. Gene Ontology annotation, biological process: peroxisome fission; regulation of peroxisome size. The transcript is spliced from 2 exons.